AUGAGUGAUAUCGUCGUCUUUGCAGGUGGCUCACACCCGAAACUUGUUGAAAAAAUAUGUGAAAACCUUUCUAUAAAGCCAAGCCAAGUUAAACUAGGGAAAUUUUCAAAUGGUGAAACGUCCAUUCAAAUAGAUGAAACUGUUCGUGAGAAGGACGUAUAUGUUAUCCAAUCAGGCUGUGGUCAUGUAAAUGAUAACUUCAUUCAAUUACUGAUAUUAAUUAAUGCUUGCAAAACUGCCAGUGCCAACAGAGUCACUGCUGUUAUGCCAUAUUUUUGUUACAGUAGACAACCUGAUAUUCCAUACACCGCUAAAGGUGCUCCAUUAAUCUCGAAACCGGUGGAAAAUUAUAAGUUUGAUAACCAACCAGAUGCUCCUAUUCCCGCUUCUAUUAUUACCACACAUGCACCAAGUUCUGUUGCUACCUCAAGUGCCGAGUUCAACCAAACUAGACCCGCCUUAAUAAAGUAUAAUAGUUCCCGUAUUCCAGUCGUUAAUGAAAAUGGAAAUAAUAGUAAAUAUCCAACCAGUUCAGAAACUCAUUUCAAUUUGUCUAAUGCAGGGUAUAAAUUAUGGGUUUCCCAAAAUGGGACUUUGAUCGCAGACUUGUUGACUACCGCCGGGGCUGAUCAUGUGAUUACAAUGGAUUUGCAUGAUCCCCAAUUUCAAGGUUUUUUUGAUAUACCAGUUGAUAAUUUGUAUUGUAAACCAUUGAUUCAAAAUUAUAUUUUACAUGAAAUACCAAAUUAUCUUGAUUGUGUAAUUGUCAGCCCUGAUGCUGGUGGUGCUAAAAGAGCUGCCAAGAUAGCAGAUGCUUUGGAAUUAUCAUUCGCCAUGAUCCAUAAAGAGAGGAGAUGUCAAUUAACCAAGGGACCACCCCGCGCAUCAUUAUCGAGCAAUAGUGCUGAUCCAGUUCCGUCUUCCACUCACGUAAAUAAUUCUAAUAAUAAAUAUGUUGCAACUACUAUGUUGGUUGGCGAUGUCAGAGAUAAAGUAUGUGUUUUGGUUGAUGAUUUGGUGGAUACUUCAUACACUAUAACCAGAGCAGCCAAAUUGUUAAAAGACCAAGGUGCUACCAAAGUUAUCGCGAUUAUGACACACGGUAUUUUUAGUGGAGACGCAUUAAGUCGUAUUAAACAGAGUGGAAUUGAUAAAAUUGUUGUCACCAAUACCGUUCCACAAGAACUAAGUUUGAAAUUUUUAGGUUCAGAUAGAAUGGAAGUUUUGGAUGUUAGUAAAGUUUUAGGUGAAGCUAUUAGAAGAAUUCAUAAUGGUGAAAGUAUUAGUAUGUUGUUUGAGCGUGGUUGGUAA
Molecule: messenger RNA, 1311 nt
Organism: Saccharomycodes ludwigii
Lineage: Eukaryota; Fungi; Ascomycota; Saccharomycetes; Saccharomycodales; Saccharomycodaceae
Gene: PRS5
Product: ribose phosphate diphosphokinase subunit PRS5
Exons: 1
Coding region: 1-1311 (436 amino acids)
Biological process (GO): purine nucleotide biosynthetic process; 5-phosphoribose 1-diphosphate biosynthetic process; ribonucleoside monophosphate biosynthetic process
Cellular component (GO): cytoplasm; ribose phosphate diphosphokinase complex
Molecular function (GO): ribose phosphate diphosphokinase activity; magnesium ion binding
Source: RefSeq, a predicted model, not a curated record